This is a messenger RNA of Terrapene triunguis (Three-toed box turtle), 3740 nucleotides long. It is a transcript of the gene CHPF, whose product is annotated as chondroitin polymerizing factor. Bases 1686 to 3722 code for a protein of 678 amino acids. Gene Ontology annotation, cellular component: Golgi cisterna membrane. The record is from RefSeq and is a predicted model, not a curated record. The transcript is spliced from 4 exons. Gene Ontology annotation, molecular function: glucuronosyl-N-acetylgalactosaminyl-proteoglycan 4-beta-N-acetylgalactosaminyltransferase activity. NCBI's taxonomy places the organism in Eukaryota, Metazoa, Chordata, Testudines, Emydidae.
UUUCUAAUCUUGCCCCUGCAUUCCUGUGUUGUUUGCCUAUAAGUUCAGGCCUCUCGGCCUCACCUCCUUUGGGGCUGCCUCAUGUUCAUCACACCUCUGCUGCGCCAGCCUUACGCGCCACGUCUCGCAGAACCUCUCCUUGCCCUGCCCUGCCCGGCAUCCUCCCGUCAGUGCCCGCCAGUGGUGCAGCUGCCCUAUCAUGAGCCACGCGGCAACCAGGAGAGCUGGGUUAAUAGGUUUGGGACCCUUGAGCUGAGCCUCUUGCUACCGCCACCCUCCCCCAUUGCACACCCAGCUGCCUAAUUAAACUGAGCUCUUUGGGGCAGGGCCCACCCGGAUCUGGGUCUGCACAACCCUGGUGCACUAAUCAGGGUGCUCUCUGCAGCCAUCCAUAAGGGACAGCCCCCAGCUGAGUGGGCGGGACUGUGGAGCUGUGACCCACCCUUGCCCCUGCCUGAGUGGGGCUGGCUGGUGUGCAGGGCCCACUGGAAUCGGGCGCGUAGGCCUGUCCCUUACCAAUGCCCUGCGGCGGGUGGGGGGGCUGUCCCAGAGCUUCCCCUGGGCCUUGUGUCCGCCCUGGCGUGUGCUCCAUUGAAUGUGGGAGCCCUGGUGCGGUGACCAGGGGGCAGCUUUGCUGCAUGUAGACGCCCUAUCCAGAGACUCUCCUGGGCUGCCCCAUGUUGCCAACAGGAAACUUCUGCACCCACCGAGGCACAAGAAGGGUUUGUUCGGAGUGCUGUCGUCCCCUGUCAGUGGGGGAGCAUAUCCCACCCCUCCUGCAGUCCAGUGGGCUCUGCAUAGCGGCUCCCUGGCACAGACGGAGACCUGGCUCGGGCCCCCCUGGCACAGUUGUGGGUUGCAGCAUGUGUCACAGGCCAGGCCCGUGGCGGCAACGGGAAGCCUGGGUUAGCAGUGGCUGGGUUGGUGCUGCCCGGGCCCAUGGUGUCUGUGUCGCCCUGUGUGUGGCACGUUCCUUAACCUCUGGGGCCAAGGCAGGUCAAGUCCCCCUUCCCGGACGCUGGUUCGGGGGAGGGAAGGAGAAGCGUGAUCAGCAAACUCCCUUUCUCUCCACCCACGACAUAUAUCCCGGGGCCACCCGCUGCAGAGCUGGGAGGACACAUGCUCACACACAUCCCUCUCCCGGGCCCCACCCUGCCUUAUCCUGCUCCUGUGUGGGGGAUUAGGAAUUAGCCUCUUUAGAGCACCACGUGGCUGCUGGAGCUGCAGAGGGCUGGGAUGUCCCCUGGGCAGGGGAGGGGGUUCUGGAGGACCAGAGAGGCCCAUCCGAAGGCUGGCUGUCGGCUGUUCUGGUCUGUAUAGGUUUUAUACUGUGCUUGUCCCUGCUGCAUCUGGGCCCCUUCCAGUGGGGCAUUCAGCCAAGUGACUCCACAUCUGCCACGUGUUCGUUCUCUUGUCCGCUCCCCAAGGGAAGGGGCACGUGCUGCAGGGAGUCUGGAUUUGGGUCUAUUUUAAUAAUAUAAAUGUGCCUGUUGCUGUGUGUGCCUUGGAGGAGGCGGGUCGAGAAAACAUGCCUGAUGCUUGGAGGCUCGUGAGAGUCCUUCGUUCAUGGGGGUUCUGCUGGGGUUCCCCAUAACCUGGGAUGUCCCCUCACUUACCUCUGCCCCAGCUAUUCACCCCCGCAAUUCUCUUGGUGCCAUGACAUUCUCUGCGGGGAGGGAAUCUCCAUGCUUGGAGCUGAAGCUGAGACCUGGACGCGGUACAUCAGUACGGAGCUGGGCAUCCGGCAGCGGCUCUUUGUGGGUGUGCUCACCUCCAAGAACACGCUGAACACGCUGGCUGUGGCCGUGAACCGCACACUGGGGCAUCGGCUGGAGCGGCUGGUGUACUUCACGGGCAUGCGGGGCCGCAAGGUGCCGCACGGCAUGACAGUGGUGACGCAUGGCGACGAGCGGCCCAUUUGGAACAUGUACCAGACCAUCAAGUACAUGCUGGACCACUACGUGGGCGACUUCGACUGGUUCUACCUGGUGCAGGACGACACCUACACUGAGGCCCAUCGCGUCAGCCGCCUGGUCGCCCACCUCAGCAUCGACACCCUCCUCUACCUGGGCCGGCCUGAGGAGUUCAUUGGUGGCGACACCGAGGGGCGCUACUGCUACGGUGGCUUCGGCUACCUGCUGUCCCGCAGUCUGCUGCUGCGCCUGCAGCCCCACCUGGAGAACUGCCGCAACGACAUCCUGAGCGCCCGGCCCGACGAGUGGCUGGGGCGCUGCAUCAUCGACUACACGGCAAUCAACUGCGUUGAGGAGCACGAGGGCCUGCGGUACCAGUACUUUGAGCUGGGGAAGAACACGGACCCGGAGCGGGAGAGUGACCCCCGUUUCCAGAGCGCGUUCACUGCCCAUCCCGUGCUGGACGCUGUCCAGAUGUACAGGUUGCACAAGCACUUUGCCCAGGUGGAGCUGGAGAGGACCUAUCAGGAGAUCCAGCAGCUCCAGCUGGAGAUCCAGAACACCAGCAGCCUGUCUGCGGACGGAGACCACGGCGCCAUAUGGCCUGUGGGCAUCACACCCCCGUUCCAGCCCAAGACGCGCUUCGAGGUUCUGCGCUGGGACUACUUCACGGAGGAGCAGUUGUACUCGUGCGUGGAUGGUUCCCCCAAGUGCGAGCUGCAUGGCGUGGACAUGGCUGACGUGGCCGACGUGGUAGCCAUGGCCAUGGAGGAGCUGAACCGCAAGUACCAGCCCGUGCUGCACAUCCGCAAGCAGCAGCUGGUGAACGGGUACCGGCGCUUCGACCCCACACGGGGCAUGGAGUACACGCUGGACUUGCAGGUGGAGGUGGUGACGCAGAAGGGGCACAGCCGCUCGGUCAUCAAGCGCGUGCACCUGGUACGGCCCCUCAGCGAGGUGGAGAUCAUCCCCAUGCCCUACGUGACUGAGGCCAGCCGCAUCAACGUCAUCCUGCCGCUGACGGCGCAUGACCGGGACCACGCUAGCCACUUCCUGGAGGUGUACGCGGCGGCCGCCUUCGAGAGCAGCGAGAACGCCGUGCUCACCUUCCUCUUCAUCUACGACCCCUUCGAGGCCCAGCAGGUGGCACAGAACGACAUCUUCGCCCCGGUCAAGGCCAGGAUCACAGAGUACGAGCGCAAGUACGCCGAGUUGAAGAUCCCCUGGAUCAGCGUCAAGACAGACGCGCCCUCCCAGAUCAAGGUCAUGGACAUCAUCUCCAAGAAGCACCCCGUGGACACGCUUUUCUUCGUGGCCAGCGUGGACACUGAGGUUACCACUGACUUCCUGAACCGCUGCCGCAUGAACACCAUCAACAGCUGGCAGGUCUUCUUCCCCAUCCACUUCCAGGGCUACAACCCGGCCAUCGCCUACCACAACCAGGCGCCGCCCGCCACCCUGGAUCUGAUGCGGGACGCUGGGCGCUUUGACCGAGACAUCUUCCACGAGGCCUGCUUCUACAAUGCCGACUACAUGGCUGCGCGCACCCGCAUGGCGGGCGACGUGCAGGAGAACGAAGACAUCUUGGAGACCCUGGACAUCUACGACAUGUUCAUCAAGUACUCCAGCCUGCACGUCUUCCGAGCCAUGGAGCCCGCCCUCCUGCAGCGCUACCGGCAGCACGUCUGCAACCCCCGCCUCAGCGAGGAGAUCUACCACCGCUGCAUGCAGAGCAACCUAGAGGGGCUGGGCUCCCGCUCUCAGCUGGCCAUGGUGCUCUUCGAGCAGGAGCAGGGCAACAGCACCUGAGCUGCAGGAGGGGCUGGC